AUGGUCAAGAUCACCAUGCACUAUCGCCUCUCUGAAGAGUUUGUGAACCCGGAAAAUGGCGAAUUGGAAGUGCUCUACAGCGAACGGCGGAUGGCGACUGUGCCUUACCUCGUCCACCCUCUGGCCGACCCUGAUGAAAGGCUCAAUCGCAUCAUCACGGUGGCUAGAGUUCAGUUUGAGGAUCGUAUGGAGCACGCUAGGUUCAACAACAGCCUGCAAAAGUUCGAGGGCUUCUUGUCCUUCCAGAUCUUCACAACUCCCAGCAGGGAACUGGCACAGUUGCCUGCAGCUCCAGGUCAAGACUUCCACGGUGGCUGCUGGAAGGAGCUUCCCUUGCUCCUUCGGAAAGGAAACCAGGGACUGUGGUCGCCCAAGAACCAGGACAACAUGUGCUUUCGCUAUUGCGUCAUGGCACACAUCAUGGGCUGCGCUGUCUGGAGCCGUAAGGAUCGGAAGACAGCUGCCCAGUGCAAAGGACGGCCUUUCUACGAUCGUCCCCCAUGGCGGCCCUCGAAUGCUCAGCGCGCGCUGCCUCCUGUUGACGUGUACGUUGGCGAGCAAGUCGUCAACUUUGACGUCCUUCAGGAGGGCUCUGAGGUGACCCUUGCCGACAUCGAGAAGUUUGAGCAGGCCAACGCCGGACUGAUAGAGGUGUUUGUGUACCAGUGGUCAACCAUUCCUUGGCUGAAUGAUGACUUCCAGAAGCACCUGGCCGAGCGAGUCUGCUCUCAGCAGCCGGGAAAGCGGACGGCGCCUCCUAUGCAGAUGCCUGAUGCUGAAAAGGGGGCAGACAGGCUUCACUACAAGGCCGCAAACUCGGCAGCUUUGCACCCCUGCGUCGUGUACGCGGACUUUGAGGUCUUCAACGACAGGGCGCCUGAGCAGAUCUCCGGUCACAAGGUCCUGUCCAAGCAACAUCGUGUGGCUUCGUUCGCGUAUCAGGCUGUGGGGCGUGCUGGCUUUGAGGUGCCUCUUGAGCAUCGCAUCAAUCUGAAGCGAUCUGGCUGUGAGGAUGGAGAGUUUGUCAUCGUGGAGUACCUCUUGCGGAGUUUGUUGGACCUCGCCCACCAUUACAAGCAGUGGCGUUCGUGGACAAACAAACCUUGCCAGAUGACUCAGGAAGAUGAGGACCGCUUCUUCGAGGCCUUGGAGUGCGAGAUAUGUGGCGCAGCCUUCGACCUCAAGAACCGGAAGGUGCUGCAUCACGAGCACGGCACUGGAAAGUUCCUGGCCGCCGCAUGCAACUCUUGCAACCUUGCCAUCAGGCUGCCGAGCCUCAUUCCAGUCUACUUUCACAAUGGAGCCUCUUACGAUUUCCACUUCAUCCUCCGCUACCUAGCCCACGUGCGUGGGCGGCAGAACUCCGUGGACCAUGACGCCGAGGGCAUUGAGGGUGAGGCGUCUGAGAGCGAGGAGAUUGAGGAGGCGGCUGAGGAAGACUUCGAUCCCUGGCGUUGCGACCUCUCCAAAAUCAGGCUGGAUGUGCUCGUGAAGAGAGGCGAACAGUGCUUGACGGUUCGCUUCGGGCCUUUGAGGUUUGUGGACUCGACCAACAUAUUUCCAGCCGGGCUGUCAAAGCUGAUCGAGGACUGCAAGACCAGCUGUCGGGGGCGCGAUCCUGGCGAGGCCUUUCCACUCUUGGCUGAGAGGCACCCGCUUUUUGCUGCGGCUCAGAAGCAAGCGCAUCCCUUCUUUAUGGCGCUGCAGAGGCGCGUGCCGGAAUGGAGAGCGAAGGUCUGGGAGCUCCUCCUGAAGAAGAUUCCGAUGCCGUUUGAUGUGUUGACUGGUCCGGAGUGCUGGAACUGGCCGGCGCUGCUGCCCCAGGAAGCCUACGACAGCGUCCUCACGGGCGAGAGAUGCUCCGAUGAGAAGUAUGCCGAGAUUAGGGAGAUUGUGGAAUUCUUCGGCUUCGCCACGUUUGGAGAGUUCCACGAUGCCUACCUCCACACCGACAUGGCGCUGGCAGAUGUGUUGGAACAUUACAGGGAGACGUUUUAUGAGCACUUCAAGCUGGAUCCCUGUCAGUAUAUCACACACGCUUCUGCCAGUUACGAUGCCAUGUUGCGCUUGUGUUGCCCUCGUGCAGAGCGGAGUCUCGGCAUCAUGACGGAUCGGAGGGUCUACGAGCUCGCCAAGUGCAACAUCAGGGGAGGUCUCGGUCACAUCGCGCAGCCCUUUGCCAAGGCUAACAAUCGCAACGUCUCCGGCUUUGAUGCUUCCUUGGAAACGUCUUGGAUCCAGUUUUACGACAUCAACAGCAUGUACCCCUCCAUCAUGGCAAAGCCUUUGCCUGUGGACGGGGGCCUAUGGAUCGAUCUUCCCAGCGAUAAGAAGCAGAGACUGCGCCGUCUCAACGCCCUCUUCGACGUGGUGGACUACAACAGGGAUGGCGAGGAGGUUUGCUACAUGGUGGAGGUGACCUUUGACGUUGUUUCGGAGACGCCAAAGCUGGUUCCCUUCUUGGGCACUCACGUGAAGGAGGCCGUAGAUCUGCGCUAUCUCAAGUUCAUCAUGGAACAGCUCGGAGCGCGCGUCUUUGAUUUUCACAGUGCUGUGAUGUUCAAGUGCGCGCCCUUCAUGCAGAACUUUGUCCAUCAGACCGUGCGAACUCGCCGCGAGCUCAAGAAAGUUGGCCGAGCGCUUCAAGCUGAGGUACAGAAGCUCACCGGCAACGUGCAGUAUGGCAAAAUGGUUCAGAAUCAGGAGGCCUUCAGGUCCACAAAGGUCUACACUGACGCUCUGAAGUUUCAGAAGAAGGCCGCAGGGCCUAACAUGCUCGACAUUCAUCCCCAGAUCAUGGAAGAGCAGGCCUUCCUUGCGUUUGUGGACACGAAAAAAGGUGGCGCGGCCAAUGUGUUGAAGUCCUUCCUUCAAGGCGGUUGGAAGGUGCUGGAAGAGUCAAGGCUGCUGAUGAUGAGGGCUCACUAUCGGAUCCGGCAGAUCUUCGAUGGGCACCUCAUGAAGAGCGUGGAUCCUGUCCUGGGCAAUGAGAGCUUGAAGCCCGAACAGAGCAAAGUGCGGUGGCUGGGCGGCGACACGGACAGCAGCGUCACGCAGAUCUUCAGCGAGUUGGAUCCGAAGAUCGCUCUGGCGGAGGCUAAUCUGCUUGGAGGACGCCCGUUCUUCGAUGUGGCUGGAGAUGCGAAGGGCGCUGAGUUGACGCAACAUCUCGCUCCUCUUAGCCAGGCCGCGCAUGAGCUUGCCUUGCAGGAGGCUGGCGCUCUCGGCAACUUCUCGGACGAGCUUGCGCCGCACUAUGGCGAGGAAUGGGUCGGACUGGCUCCCAAGAUGUACUCGCUGAAGAAGUCUGGAGGCGGGGACAAGGAGCGGGCAAAGGGAGUUCCGAAGAACGAACGCAAGCGGCUGAACCACGAGAAGUACAAGGAGAUCCUGGAAGUGGGAGGCGAGCACAAGGUGAGCUUCUGUCGCUUGGGCUGUGCCCGCCAUGUGAAUGAAGUGAUCAAAGUGGAGAAGCGGGGCCUCACGGCCUUGAACACAAAGGUUUGGCAGUUGAACGCCCAUCAGGCCCGGCCUCUGGGGCACUACAAGAACAACGAGGUUUGGGCUGCCUGCUGGGAGGCACUGCAGAAGGGGCAGACGGGUUUCGAGCAACAGUCAAACCAGGCCGCUUUCCACAUCAUGAACCACAUCCUGACUUUCAUCGCUGGUGACAUGGGCUUCCUGCAUCGUGAGAUCUCGCAGGGCAAGUUCAAAGGGAGGCUUUUCAACUUGAGCUACCUCAGGUCGGAAGAGGAGUUGCGUGACUAG
Messenger RNA from Symbiodinium pilosum, 3768 nucleotides. Lineage: Eukaryota; Dinophyceae; Suessiales; Symbiodiniaceae. The record is from the annotation of a GenBank genome assembly.